Molecule: messenger RNA, 6612 nt
Organism: Capra hircus (goat)
Lineage: Eukaryota; Metazoa; Chordata; Mammalia; Artiodactyla; Bovidae
Gene: YY1
Product: YY1 transcription factor
Exons: 5
Coding region: 507-1754 (415 amino acids)
Biological process (GO): regulation of transcription by RNA polymerase II
Cellular component (GO): transcription regulator complex; PcG protein complex
Molecular function (GO): DNA-binding transcription factor activity, RNA polymerase II-specific; RNA polymerase II cis-regulatory region sequence-specific DNA binding
Source: RefSeq, a predicted model, not a curated record
CGAUUGGCCCAGGAGGAGGAGCGAGCAGGCGAGCAGGCGAGUAGGGACGAGGCGGCGGGGCGGGCCAAGGCAGCACGGAAGUCUCGCGAGGCCGAGCCUGAGCGGAGUGUGGCGGCGGCGGCGGCGGCGAGAUCUGGGCUCGGGGUGAGGAGUUGGUAUUUGUGUGGAAGGAGGCGGAGGCGCAGGAGGAACAGGGGGAAGCGGAGAGCGCCGGCCCCGGAGGGCGGGAGGAGGCGCGGCCAGAGCGGGAGGCCGAGGCGCGGCGCGGCGGGGCGCCGGGGCGAGCAGCGGCCGAGCGAGCGCGGGGCGCACCGAGGCGAGGAGGCGGGGAAGCCCGCCGCCGCCGCCGCCGCGCCCGCCCCUUCCCCCGCCGCCCGCCCCCUCUCCCCCCCGCCCGCCCGCCCGCCCGCCGCCUUCCUCCCUCAGCCUUCCUUCCCCACGGCCGGCCGCCUCCUCGCAGCCCCGGAGCUGAGGCCGCCGCGGCCGUGGCGGCCGAGCCCUCAGUCAUGGCCUCGGGCGACACCCUCUACAUCGCCACGGACGGCUCGGAGAUGCCGGCCGAGAUCGUGGAGCUGCACGAGAUCGAGGUGGAGACCAUCCCCGUAGAGACCAUCGAGACCACGGUGGUGGGCGAGGAGGAGGAGGAGGACGACGACGACGAGGACGGCGGCGGCGGCGACCACGGCGGCGGGGGCGGCCACGGGCACGCGGGCCACCACCACCACCACCAUCACCACCACCACCACCACCCGCCCAUGAUCGCUCUGCAGCCGCUCGUCACCGACGACCCGACCCAGGUGCACCACCACCAGGAGGUGAUCCUGGUGCAGACGCGCGAGGAGGUGGUGGGCGGCGACGACUCGGACGGGCUGCGCGCCGAGGACGGCUUCGAGGACCAGAUCCUCAUCCCGGUGCCCGCGCCGGCCGGCGGCGACGACGACUACAUCGAGCAGACGCUGGUCACCGUGGCGGCGGCCGGCAAGAGCGGCGGCGGCGGCGGCGGCUCGUCGUCGUCGGGCGGCGGCCGCGUCAAGAAGGGCGGCGGCAAGAAGAGCGGCAAGAAGGGCUACCUCGGCGGCGGGGCCGGGGCGGCGGGCGGCGCGGACGCGGGCAACAAGAAGUGGGAGCAGAAGCAGGUGCAGAUCAAGACCCUGGAGGGCGAGUUCUCGGUCACCAUGUGGUCCUCAGAUGAAAAAAAAGAUAUCGACCAUGAGACGGUGGUUGAAGAACAGAUCAUUGGAGAGAACUCACCGCCCGAUUAUUCAGAAUAUAUGACAGGAAAGAAACUUCCUCCUGGAGGGAUACCUGGCAUUGACCUCUCAGACCCCAAACAACUAGCAGAAUUUGCUAGAAUGAAGCCAAGAAAAAUUAAAGAAGAUGACGCUCCAAGAACAAUAGCUUGCCCUCAUAAAGGCUGCACAAAGAUGUUCAGGGAUAACUCUGCCAUGAGAAAACAUCUGCACACCCACGGCCCCAGAGUCCACGUCUGUGCAGAGUGUGGCAAAGCUUUUGUUGAGAGCUCCAAACUAAAACGACACCAACUGGUUCAUACUGGAGAGAAGCCCUUUCAGUGCACGUUUGAAGGCUGCGGGAAACGCUUUUCACUGGACUUCAAUUUGCGCACACAUGUGCGAAUCCAUACCGGAGACAGGCCCUAUGUGUGCCCCUUCGACGGUUGUAAUAAGAAGUUUGCUCAGUCAACUAACCUGAAAUCUCACAUCUUAACACAUGCUAAGGCCAAAAACAACCAGUGAGAAGAAGAGAGAAGACCCUCCUCAGCCUCGGGAAGCAUCUUCCAGGAGUGUGAUUGGGAAUAAACACGCCUCUCCUUUGUAUAUUGUUUCUAGAAAAGAAUUUUAAAAAUGAAUCCUACAUACCCAAGGGACAUGUUUUGAUAAAGUAGUAAAAAUUAAAAAAAAAACUUUAAUAAGAUGACAUUGCUAAGAUGCUCUAUCUUGCUCUGUAAUCUCGUUUCAAAAACACGGUGUUUUUGUAAAGUGUGGUCCCAGCAGGAGGACGAUUCAUGAACUUCACAUCAAAAGACAAUUCUUUAUACAACAGCUAAAAAUGGGACUUCUUUUCACAUUCUUAUAAAUAUGAAGCUCACCUGUUGCUUACAAUUUUUUUAAUUUUGUAUUUUCCAAGUGUGCAUAUUGUACACUUUUUGGGGAUAUGCUUAGUAAUGCUAUGUGUGAUUUUUCUGGAGGUUGAUAACUUUGCUUGCAGUAGAUUUUCUUUAAAAGAAUGGGCAGUUACAUGCAUACUUCAAAAGUAUUUUUCCUGUACAAAAAAAAAAGUUAUAUAGGUUUUGUUUGCUAUCUUAAUUUUGGUUGUAUUCUUUGAUGUUAACACAUUUUGUAUAAUUGUAUCGUAUAGCUGUAUUGAAUCAUGUAGUAUCAAAUAUUAGAUGUGAUUUAAUAGUGUUAAUCAAUUUAAACCCAUUUUAGUCACUUUUUCUUUUCCGAAAAAUACUGCCAGAUGCUGAUGUUCAGUGUAAUUUCUUUGCCUGUUCAGUUACAGAAAGUGGUGCUCAGUCGUAGAAUGUAUUGUACCUUUUAACACCUGAUGUGUACAUCCCAUGUAACAGAAAGGGCAACAAUAAACAGCAGUCCUACAGAAAGAAUAUGGCAGAAAAAGAUCUGUAAGCACAGUCUUAUUUCCUUUUGUUGUCCAGAAUAAUUACAGUUCUUGAGCCUCCCAGAAAUUGGAAGCUAAAUAAAGCAACUAAAGUUUCCUUUAUUUUGCACUCAAUUACAGUGACUUGUGAUUAAAGCGAUGCAUGGAUACUUUAAUACUUCCCACAUGUACUGAAUUUUGAAAGAGUAGGUAGCAGGCACCCCGAGUUAAGGAACUACCUCAGAGGACCCCGCGCCGGGCCCGCUGGUAACAGGAUUUUGGUCUUAGCCCCCCAGCAGACGCGUGACUGAAGCACUUGUGCCCGGCCUGUGUGUGUGGUCUCAAGGUAAGGUGUCACCUGGCAGGGGGCGCAAGCAGAGGGGAGACCAGGCGUUGCCACUGCUCAGGCCGCCUUCAGGGCAGCUCCCGCAGGUCCUCCCUGGUCUCACAGGAAACGCUAAGGCUAUCGGCUGUUUGGUUGGAGAGCCUUGGUCCCUCCAUCUAGUGGGCUCUGCCAGCGUCAGCACAUUGUAGCAGUUGAAUGCCAGCUGCUUCCUUCCUUCCGUGCUUCUGAAUGGAUAGUGAGUGCAGAUUGGCAAGGUGAUUUGGUUAUUAAGAAAACUGUACUCAGUGAGUACUUGACCUCUCAUGUUGUGACCUCUUAAAUGUACAAUUAUAAUUUUGGAAUUUACUUAGAGUCAAAUAUCAGACUCGUGAGACUUUUAUAAACUGCCAUGAUACAGCAAUCCCAUUUAUUCAAAAUGCAAACAUCCUGUAUGUCUGUGCUGUAUGCUUGACUCUGCAGAGUAAUUGACAGACUAGCUAAUACCGGUGAUUCAGGUACAAGACGUCCAGGACACCAUCAGGUCCAGAACACAGCCCUGUCUCUCUCAGCUUCUCCAUCGGUCCUGUCCAGGAGGAUUGGCGAUCUAAUGGCAGGGACCCUGUGGCCCUCCGGAAUUUUGAAGUGCCUUCUGAACCGUAAAUGAAAAAUUUAACUUGAGACACUUUUUUUUUUUUUUGUUCAGAAUCUGUUAUCCAUUGAGUAGUUUGAUGGAACUGAGUUAAUCAGAAGACCCAGCUGUUCUCUGGAUAAGCCAGGCUUUGCUGUAUCUGGCGGUCAGGAGAGAGGUAAGCCUGCGGUGGAUGUCCCUGCAAAGCUGAGCGCCCCAGCGCGAGCCUGUGCUGCUUUGCCUAGGCCUGGGGCAGAGGCCUCCACCGCUGCCCGCGACUCAGUGCCCGUGCGUCCCUCCCCACCAUCGGGUCAGCAGCCCCCCGAGGGGCUGUGUUAGGGGUCACGCCCUCACCCAGCGCUGUGCCACAAUGGAGCCUGGUCUUGGCGUCAUCCUCAGGACUCCUGCCCAAGGGCCCGCGGCGAGACAAGACUUAGGCCGUGGGGAAAUCUCCCAGCGGCCCCAAGAGCCGUGCCGUGACCCUGAGUUGGAGGGAGGUUCUUCUUCCUCUGUGCCUUGACCCCUUGGGGAUGCCUUCCGUCAUCUCUUCUGUCCCUUUCUGUCUCUGAGUGGAAUAGCCAUUGCUCCCGUUAACUCUUCCCUGUUUUCACGUGUUUUUCUCUCAAGAUGCAGAGUUAAUUUCUGAAAGGAAUUUCACUGGGCGUUUAAAGAAAGUUUAACGCCCAAGUUCCUCCUUGACAUAGCACUCUCAAUUUAAAACUAGUGUAGGACACGAGUGAGUGACAGCUUAUAGAGGUAGUUCUCAUUGGGUAUAACUCAACACCCAUUCUGCUUGUGGUUAGAAUUUAUAGUUUUGCUAAAGAUGUAAUUUACUGGAAUUUGAAAUGGUGUUCUAACAGUCGAUUGUCUGGAUUAAUCUGAUUUAUAAGUAAUUCUGAUACAUAUUUUCUUACAUCUGAGCUGAAAUAAAUGCAUGUUUCUAGCAUAUGUAAUAUAAAAACUUCAGAGGGUAAGUUUACAUUUAACAAGAUGUUCUUUUCUAUUUUUGGAUUUCUUACAUUAUUUUCCCCCCUUUUUUGGUGGUGGGGGUUUAGGGGGAAGCAUAGUAUUUGUAUGAAGAACUGUCGCCCCAGAGUGACCUCUAUUUUCCAAGGUGACCUUGAGCUCACUGUUGGUCUCAUAGGUGUUUGUGUGCUGUACCUAGAUUCAAGGCCUGUGGAUUUGAGGAAAAUUGAGAUUUUUAAAAAAAAUUUGGUUAUGUACAUUCUUUUAAAUGUCGAUUAUUUUGUUAAAUUUGAGUAAAAAGAAAACCAUUGGGAUGCUCUGCUGGAGGUCUGCGGAUAUUGCGGAGUGGAUGUUGCCGACUUCUAGUUGGUUUCUCCUUAAUAGAGGAGAGUCCGUCCUUCAGCAAGAGGCCUCGAGAGACCGAGGCCGUUGAAGCGCUGUCAAUAGGUUUACUCCGGCUCGCCCGCCCUUAGCCAGACUUAGCUACUGUACCUUUGCCCCAGGAUGUGUGUCAGCGACGCAGGAAGACCUGGCCCUCUCCGGUUUUGAGUUGGAAACCUGGUGAUCCACCCCAGGACAGCUACAGGCAGAGAACGAGGAUCGCUCCCUGUACCUUGUUUCCUCUUAUCUCGGGGUCAGCAUGCUUAGCAAGGCCACAUUAUUGGUCCUCAGUUCCAUCUUCUUGACAUCUGACCACCGGCAGAAACAAGGAUCCCAGAAGUCAGAGCGGUGGUGAGGGCCGAGACGGCUCCCCGAGGCCCCCUCAGUGCCUGCAAGGCCUCUGUCCACUGCGCGACCCCGUCUCUGGGCGGCCUUCUCCUAGCUUCCCCGGCGCCUGUCGGACUGCAGAGCCGUUUGUCCGGCUCCCCUUGGCCUUGGUGCCGUUGCAGCACCUGUCAGAGCUCAGGACCGCGGGGAUUCGCUCCUUUGACCCCAGGAGGUCACGGAGGAGGCUCAACCCCCGAGCUGUGCUUCCUCGCGGCCGAGGUCACGCGCUCCACGGUCUGCUCUUCCGCUUUCCAGAACGUGCCUGGGGAAACCCUCACGCCUGCAUAGAAGCAUUCGACUGCAUGGCUGUCUAGGUCUGCACCCUAGCUUCCCGACCUUGCUGCACCUUGAUUUGUUAACUGCUUGGACCAUGUGGACUGUGCUUAGGUUUCUGGGUUGCCUGAAGGCCGAGUCAGUGUGGGGCCCUUAAGAGCAUAAGGCAGCAGGCAGGAGGGGCGGGCCCUUCACGAGUGGGCGUGUUCCGCGGAAGGCCUAGUACCCCCCGGAGUGCGAGAGGCUGUUGGCUGGAGACCUGAAGGGAGGGGCGGGCAGCAUACCAUGGACACACUUGAUCCGCCCCUCUCCAACCAGAAGGGAAUGUUGAAGUAGAACCUGGGCGUUAGGUCAGGGGGCAAGCCAAACUCUCCAGACUUGUCGCCCUGGCCCUCGUGUCUUUAGCCCGCAUUCGGGGAGUCUGCAGGGAGGUGAGUGUGGUGGCAUCACAUCCAUCUAAAGCAAGAUGAUUGAUUUCCCGCAAAAUGUCAAGUUUGAUCAGAUUGAUUGCUUUUCAUUCGUUAAAGACCGAAGGAGCGCUGGGAUGUCACAGGAAGGGGCCGACUGCUGUGCUAUAUUCUGACUGCUGAUCUGUCUGGGGGCUUGCUCACUGUCUGCAUACAGUAUGGAGGUGGAAAGGGCAUCAGUACCAAACAGCUUUUUUCUAUAACAUCCAUAACUGAUAUGAGGCUCUGUUCUCUACAGAUGGUGAUGGGUCAAGCUAUCUUCAUAAAACAAGUCUGUUUUUAUUCACUUUCCGGUAACUUCUGUGGGCCCUGGCUCAAGGACUUGGCAUUGCGUCUCAUGUACAUCUUUUUCUUAAAUGUUGUUUGCCAUUUCUGGAAUUGUCCUUGGUUUUUCCUUAGCUCAUAGGUCAUAGAUGCAGAAAUAUUAUAGUAUUUAAGGCAUCCGCAUCAAGCAUCAGAUGGCUUUGCAUCCAGAAAAACAUUUAAUGAUAACUCAGUUUGAAGCACCAAGCAUGUGUAACAUGGCUCUAUAAAAUAUAAUAAACGCAUAAUGUUGUUAAGCUUUUCAA